Molecule: messenger RNA, 3272 nt
Organism: Clarias gariepinus (North African catfish)
Lineage: Eukaryota; Metazoa; Chordata; Actinopteri; Siluriformes; Clariidae
Gene: pfkfb4a
Product: 6-phosphofructo-2-kinase/fructose-2,6-biphosphatase 4a
Exons: 14
Coding region: 199-1647 (482 amino acids)
Biological process (GO): fructose metabolic process; fructose 2,6-bisphosphate metabolic process
Cellular component (GO): cytosol
Molecular function (GO): 6-phosphofructo-2-kinase activity; fructose-2,6-bisphosphate 2-phosphatase activity; ATP binding
Source: RefSeq, a predicted model, not a curated record
AUUUGGCUCGGUUACAGGCGAGGCGGGUUUUUGCACCGUGAUUGGGUUGUAAACCACCAGUCCAAUCACGUUACUCUGCGUUUAGGCUUUGUUUCACACGCUUUAGGCGCGUGCAUGCGGCGUGUGUGUGUGUGUGUGUACUUGACAUCUUGAUACUACUGAAGUAGAUCAGUCACACACACACGGAACAGCAGCACAAUGGACAACAACAACAGCGAUUUCCCGGAGGACUGUAACCCUACACCGUCCAGAGAGCUCACUCAGAACCCGCUGAAGAAGAUAUGGAUGCCGAGCAAAAACGGCCAUCCGGAAAAGCAGAUAUUUCAGAGGACAGUAUGCAUGACCAACUGUCCAACCGUCAUCGUCACAGUCGGCCUACCAGCCCGGGGCAAGACGUACAUCUCCAAAAAACUCACCCGCUACCUCAACUGGAUUGGCGUGCCAACGAAAGAAUUUAACGUCGGGCAGUACAGACGAGAAUGUGUGAAGAUUUAUAAAUCAUUUGAGUUUUUCUGCCCGAACAACGAGGAGGGGCUUAAGAUCAGAAAGCAGUGUGCAUCAGCAGCUCUUAACGAUGUGCAUCAGUAUCUCACUCGAGACGGGGGGCAAGUGGCGGUAUUUGAUGCCACGAAUACGACGAGAGAGAGGAGAGACACCAUCAUUCGGUUUGCUGAACAGAACGGGUUUAAGGUUUUCUUCGUCGAGUCUGUAUGUGAAGAUCCUGCCGUUAUUGCGGAAAACAUCAUCCAAGUGAAACUCGGCAGCCCAGACUACACUCACUGUAACACCGAGCAGGCUGUGGAGGACUUCAUGAAGAGGAUAAAAUGCUACGAGAACUCCUACCAGCCUCUGGACGAGGUGUUAGACAGAGACUUGUCCUUCAUAAAGAUCAUCGACGUGGGCCGGAGGUACUUAGUAAACCGAGUCCAGGAUCACAUCCAAAGCCGCAUUGUGUAUUACCUCAUGAACAUCCACAUCACGCCGCGUUCCAUCUACCUGUGUCGGCACGGAGAGAGCGACCUCAACGUCAAAGGCAGAAUCGGAGGCGACUCGGGUCUGACGCCUCGAGGGAAGGAGUUUGCUCGCAUCUUGGGACAGUUCAUCCACGCGCAGGACAUCAGUGAUCUGAAGGUGUGGACGAGUCAAAUGAAGCGGACGAUUCAGACGGCCGAGGCUCUGGGCGUGCCGUACGAACAGUGGAAAGCUCUCAACGAGAUCGAUGCUGGUGUGUGUGAGGAGCUGAUGUACGAGGAGAUUCAGCAGCGGUAUCCUCUGGAGUUUGCGCUGCGUGACCAGGACAAAUAUCGCUACAGAUAUCCCAAAGGGGAGUCUUACGAGGAUCUGGUGCAGCGGCUCGAACCCGUCAUCAUGGAGCUGGAGCGGCAGGAGAACGUCCUGGUCAUCUGCCACCAAGCGGUCAUGCGCUGCCUGCUCGCCUACUUCCUGGACAAACCAGCAGAGGAGCUGCCGUACCUGAAGUGCUCGUUACACACAGUACUGAAGCUCACGCCGGUGGCUUACGGCUGCAAAGUGGAGUCCAUCUUUCUGAAGGUGGAAGCAGUGAACACGCACAGAGAAAAACCAGAGAAUGUCCACGUGCACCGGACACCGGAGGACGCCCUUUGCACCGUUCCCCCUCACCUCUGACCACGUGUGCCUCCUCGUUCCUCUUUCUCCAGGGGCCCCUUGUCCUUCAGGCAUCUCCGGGACAAAAUGUUUUGCCGUCAUGAAGCCUGUACGAGUCUUUACGUCCUGUACCUUCCUUUACCUUUUAACACCCUACAGAGCUCACAGACUCGACGACGUGGGGUCUCGCACCCUGACGGUAGAAUAAUCUUCAUAAAAGAGUGGACUGAUCGCAGGGAUAAGUGAAAUGAUUAGCUUUCGCUUGUAUAGGACUGACGAAAGGGGGCGUGGCCUCUGAUCAAAAGAAUAACUCCAGGGCUUUUGAACCAAGCCUUGCAUAAUCUCCUGCACAUGGAGUGUGUGUGUGUGUGAUUACUAUAGACUAGAGUAGUGAGAAAACAAUGGAAAAACAUGUUUUAUUUUGGCUUGUAAUAGAAGUCUAAGGGCAGACGUUCACAUUUCCAAAGAAACACUUUGUGCACUACAAAUCUUAUUAUUUUAUUAUUAUUAUUAUUAUUAUUAUUAUUGCACGGUUUAACAGGAAACUGGCUGAUACUUGUUGCUGGAUUGUUUUAGACGUUCUCUCAGGUAAAAUCUGUUUAUCGCACAAUCACAUUUUUAGCACUUAUGGGCCAAAUGGAAACCAAAAAAUUCCCACCAGAUUUAUCACAACACAUUAUACACACCAUACAGCUGCUUUACUCUUAUUGUAAACAAACUGCCCCUAGACUUGUAUUAUGAUUAAUGGUUGAUUGAAACAGGUUUUCCAUCUUCGUUGUUGUAGUUAAUCAGCUGUGUUGUAAUCACACACACAGCACAGGCGAACGGGAUAGAGGACACGAGGUUAGCUUGACACAACGUCAUGACGACUGGAUUGAUUAAAACAAAUGGAGAUGUUUAAAAAAAAAAAAACAAAAAAAAACUUUUUUUAACCCCUCUGGGUUUUGGGACCUUCGCUGAUGUAAAGUGUAACAUGCUGUAAGCGAUCUCAUAUCAGACAGGAUCGUAUCUGGCUUGUUUUUCGCCUGUGUGUUAGUUAGGGUGUGCUUCUUUCCUGCAGCUCUCGCACUCUCCUCUUUGCAUCAGUAUUGUUCUGUCGUUGUGUCACGUCACGAUUAGAUUCUUAUCUCUCUGUUACUUUGAGAGAACCUCACAAGGCACAAUGUCGCUUCAUCUGUGUAUGUGUGAGUGUGAAAGAAAGAGAGAGAGAAGAAAUCAUCACUACAUCACGUACAUCCUCACAACAACACAAAAUGUAUUUAUCUGCCUUUUACGGGUUUUAAAAAGGUGAUCAGCCGAGUUUUAUUCAAAAAGACGAAAUCGUUUUUUUUAUCUUUUUUUUUUUUUUUAAUGAUGUAGGUUUGGUUUGUAACUGUGAAAGUACAUCCUGAACUGUCUGUCAGAACACUGUAAACAUGAUUGAACAGUUUGUGUGAUGAGAUGUAACCAUCCACUGGUUAUCAUAGGAAUAAAUAUUGGAAUACUGUUCCUUGAUGGCAAUAAAGUUUAAUUUAAAAAGAAAUAAAUCUUUUUUCCCUGAGUAAAGCCUUAUCAUGUUAACGCUAAUGUUCGAUUUUUUUAGGUCAUUAUUCGGACAUAAAAAUCUACUGUUUAUGGUUAUUUAUACUGUUAUUUUUGCAUUUCAG